AUAGUCAUUAUUUUAAUUAUUGUAUAUUGUUUAAAUAAAAAAUAAUGUUUAGAUAUAGAAGAGAAUCAACAAUACAAUUUUAUAAUGGAUUAAAGAGUUUAGAAAUAUAUUUUCUUUAUUUGUUUUCAAUUUUUGGUGAGUUUUCUAUUUUAAGGUUAGGAAUUCUUGUUUUUGUUCUAGUUUCGCCAUUUGUCUAUUAACCUUUUAUUUAAAAAAAAAGAAAAUUAUUAUUUAAAUAGAAUUCCAUAUGUUAUGAAAUAUUUCACGUGUAUAGGAAUAUGAAAAUUUUUUAUUUAAAAGGAUAUGAUUAAUUUUAUCAAUUGGUAUUUGUUUACGUUUGUAAAAUUGAUAAGGGCCGCGUGACGAUCAAUAAAAAAAAAUGCACAUGUGGUAUUGGUUUGGAAUCGAUUUGGGAUCGUUUUUAUUUCCAGGAUAUAAUGUAACAACAAUUGGAGGAUUAUUGGCAACUUGUUUUGCUUUAAUGGCUAUGGCAAUAUUUUAUGAGGGAAUGAAAAUAAUUCAAGUGAAAUUACGAUUGUUUACUAUGUCAUCACUACCUGAGCGUUCUAUUGGAAAUUCGGAAAAUUCUUCAUUACUUUCGAGAAUAUAUCCCAAUUCUUUUCAACCAUUAUCUGCAGCUCAUUGUACAAGUUGGAGUAAAUGGUUCCUGGAAGUUUUUCACUGGUCCCUACAUACUUUACUUGGUUAUUUGCUAAUGCUAUCAAUAAUGACUUACAAUGGAUAUAUCAGUAUUGCUCUUGCAUUAGGAAGUUGUUUUGGAUAUUGGAUAUUUGCUCCUUCUCUUAUUGAAUUGAAUUUUUCACAAUUUCAAGCAAAAAGUCGUUUAAUUAAUUGUACAGCACAUUGUGCAGGUGAAUUAAUUGUAGAAAAAAGACGAGAUUCAAUUGUUACAACUGUUGAGGAGGAAUUAGCAACAGUUUCACAAGAAAAUGUUGAAGUUGAUAUUCAUAAUGAAGAAAUUGGUUGAAUUUGGAGAGAAAAAGUCUGAUUUAAAAAUUAUUUACCCCAGUGACUUUUUUUUCAAAAAAAAUAAUUACGAUAAAAUUUUUUCAAAAUAAGUGACAAAAUUUAAAAAAUUGUUUUUAAAAAUAUUUACAAUCAAUUUUAUUCACAUUUUUACUAAUGCAAUAAAAAAAAAAUCUAUUUUCUA
Leptopilina boulardi is the source of this 1171-nucleotide messenger RNA. RefSeq names its product probable low affinity copper uptake protein 2. Gene Ontology annotation, cellular component: plasma membrane. The transcript is spliced from 5 exons. The record is from RefSeq and is a predicted model, not a curated record. Lineage: Eukaryota; Metazoa; Arthropoda; Insecta; Hymenoptera; Figitidae. Gene Ontology annotation, biological process: intracellular copper ion homeostasis; copper ion transmembrane transport. The coding region runs from base 380 to 988 and encodes 202 amino acids. Gene Ontology annotation, molecular function: copper ion transmembrane transporter activity.